CGCGAGCGCGGCGCAGAUCCGCAGCGCAGAGAGCCGGAGCGCUGAAGCUGAGGCUGAUGAUGAUGAGGAUGAUGAUAACGAUGAUGGGAGGACCGCGGGAUUAACGGCGGGGUAAAAAGGGGGUCAUUCGGGUGGUCUAGCCGGGGGGCUUCUAUUCUGGAUGCCCAGAAGGCCAUGAUGAAGACCGACCCUUCCUCAGCCGCGUCAGCCACGCUGCCCCCCCUGCAUCCGCACGAUGCCGCGAGCGGCCGCGCCUACGGCUCCAACGUGCACCGCAUCAAGAGCCUCUUCAUGCAGAUGGGCGCGAGCCCGGACCCCCCCGCAGCACCGCACAGAGCCGCCGCCGCUGCCGCCACCGCGCGCGCCCCGCUGCCUCGCGCCGGCAGCCUGAACGAGCGCGUGGACCACGGCGCACUGCUGAAGCUCGGCGCGGAGGGCGCGCAAGGGGGCGCGAGCUCCUCCACCAUCAUCACCCCCGCCAUCACCCCGUCCAUCAGCGCGUCCUCCUCCAUCAGCAGCAUCACCUCGUCCUCCUCCUCCUCCUCCAGGCUGCAGGAGACCCGGAGGAUCUUCGAGCGGGCGGAGGGGGACGAUGCCGGGGGCGGCCGGAGCGCGCUGAAGAAGGAGCGGGCCGGGGGGCUCCAGCACGGGCGCCUGGACGUGGUCGCGCGCUUCAACGGCAGCACCGAGUCGCUGGACGGGCUGGACGCGUCCGAGGCCGUGUCGCCCACCGUCAGCCAGCUCAGCGCCGUGUUCGAGCGGGCAGCGGAGCUGCGUUCCAACCUCAACCGCCUGUCCCGGAUCAGCGCAGGCAGAGCGCGGCCCAGCCCGGCCCAGGAGCACCGGGGGAACCGCAAGGGGCGAGAGCAGGAGGGCGCCGCGGAGGACCUCCAAAAAGAGGCCACACGGGACACCAAGCAGCAACAGGCAGCGUCCGAGCCGCUGAAGAACGCCAAUGGCGAGACUUCAGAACCUGACCCUGCCCAGGUACUGGAGGUGGAGGUCAGCGGGGCGAGUAGGGGGGGCAGCUGCUCCGUCGGGGUCAGCAGUAGUAAAGAGGACAGUGGGGAUGAUGAGGCCACCCUAAAGGAUGACUCGUCGGCAGGUGCCACCCUGGUGGAGGUGAGUAUGUACAGCGCAGCGGGGGAGGACUCCGGAGGCAGCCAGCUGGAGGAUGAGGAUGAUGAUGGUGAAGAUGAUGAGGAGGGCUGCUACGAGCCUGAGGUCACCUGUGUGGAGGCCCCGGGGCUCCCGGUGGAGGAAGAUCCACCACCAAGCCGCAAGAUACGCUUCAGCAGCGCACCGAUUAAGGUGUUUAUGACGUACUCCAAUGGAGACUAUGACCGGAGGAACGAUGAGGUGGACCCCAUGGCAGCUUCAGCCGAGUACGAGCUGGAGAAACGAGUAGAGAAGCUUGACCUGUUUCCUGUAGAGCUGGAGAAGGACAAGGACGGUUUGGGUAUCAGCAUCAUCGGGAUGGGAGCUGGUGCUGAUAUGGGUCUGGAGAAACUGGGGAUAUUCGUCAAAACCGUCACCGAAGGAGGAGCUGCCCACCGAGAUGAUAGGAUCAGAGUGAAUGAUCUGAUAGUGGAGGUGGAUGGGAUCAGUCUGGUUGGAGUGACUCAGAGUUUUGCUGCCUCUGUGUUGAGGAACACCUCUGGAACAGUUAGGUUUACAAUCGGCCGGGAGAAGCCGGGGGAGCAGAGCGAGGUGGCGCAGCUGAUACAGCAGACACUGGAGCAGGAACGCUGGCAGCGGGAGAUGAUGGAACAGCGCUAUGGAAACUACAUAGGAGAUGAAGAUGAGCCUGCAGCCUACGGCAGUGAUGAAGAGGAGGAGGAGGAGGAGGAUGAAGAGACAGGCUCCAUGUACCCCAGUGCUAUUGAGGUGUUUGACCUGGCAGAAAAUGAAGACGCGCUCUCUCCUGUGGAGAUGGACCCCGAGAAACUCGCCCACAAAUACAAAGAGCUGCAGAUCAAACAUGCCGUCACUCAGGCUGAGAUUCAGCAGCUCAAAAAGAAGCUGAAUCACGCGGAGCAGGACAGGCAGCGCUGGCGCAACGAGAAGGCCCAGUUAGAGCGCAGCGUUCAGGAGAACAGGGAGCGCAUGGAGAAGCUGGAGGGUUACUGGAUGGAGGCACAGAGUCUGUGUCAGGCAGUGGACGAGCACCUGAAGGAGACGCAGGUGCAGUACCAGGCCCUGGAGCGCAAAUACAGCAAGGCCAAGCGUCUCAUUAAAGAGUACCAGCAGAAGGAAAUUGAGUUUCUGAAGAAGCAGACGGCUCAGCGGAGGACUCUGGAGGAGACUGAAGCGUCACACAAGGAGGAGGCAGAGCAGCUCAAGGUCAAGGUAGAGCAUGUCACUGAUCUGGAGUCGCAGGUAGAAGAGCUGAGGUCCUCCGAACCUUUAUAAAGACUGUUGCUGUUCUCAACUGCUGUGCAGCCAGAUGGGUGCUGCAAGAUGUGAACAGAAGUUGGACCCUUACCCAAUUUAACCUCCUACCUUCUAACCUCCAGGCUUUUCCCUCGUCUAGAGCCUUUCCUAAGUGAAUACUUCAACCAUCAGCAUUUUUAAAAAAUGACUUUUUAAUUUUAUCUGAUAUCUGAUUUUACCACAUACCGGACUGCAGCUCGGGCAUCUAACCAAUUCAGGAAAAGAAGAAGAAAGUGAGACUGUGUCUCGAAGUUGUCUGUAUGAGGGGUAUAUGGCGAGCAUCCUUCAACUGUCGUUAAUAAGACUGAAGUUUAAAUAGUUUAAAAAGUCAAAUUAUCCUGAUUGAUCACUGACCCCAGAUUUAAAGGUUUGAUUAAAAAAGUUCAAAAUCUUAUUAGACAGAUAUGUAAACAAGGUUAAAAAGAUGUAAUUCAGUAAGUUAUUGUGGAUUAUCCUUAUGUAAACCGUUUUUCAAGGAGUUACAAGCUGCAUUGGGCACCGGCUUAAAUAAAACCAGUGUAUUUUGACAUGUUUUUUGAAGGUUUACACUAAAUGUGUUUUAAGGGAAACUAUCGAGAAUUCUAUUGUUAGGAAUAAGUUGGGUGCACUAUAAGUUGCAUUAUAAGGUGCAUUUAUCUAGACACCACACUUCCACAAUACACACUGGGGGAAGUGGAGGCCUGGUGCAAGUAUGAGGCCUGGGUCUAUUCAAGAUGGUGGAUGUUUUUGAAUCCCUCUCCAAACACACUGGAAUCUGUUGCACCUUUUGUGUGCUAUUUACUCUUUUGAACGUUCUCCGUAUGCUUGGGCUGGCCAACUAUAGAGCUAUAGAGCUUGGGCUCUUUGAGGAUCAUCACAUUUACUGCAUUUAUCUGAUGCUCUUAUCUAGAGCGACUUAGAAGGUUGGGCCAAUGUAGUGUUAGGAGUCUUGCCCAAGGACUUUUAUUGAUGUAGCACAGCCAAGUUACCCAAACCUGGAAUUGACCCACAGUCUCUCACAUGGUAGCUCACUGGCAGACUAUAGUGUUAUGGUGUUAUCCAUUGCACCACACAAACCAUCAUCAUUCAGUUCCCAUUCACUCACAUUAGCCUCAUACACUUACUUCCAUAUUGGGUAACAGCAACACAUAGUCGUUGGGCUAGGAACCCAAGCUUUACCAACCUUUAGCUCCUCCUUUAGACCACCUGUUGUGUAAAGGGUGCACUAUCUAGUGUUUUGUAGAACUAUUGAAAAGUCUUAUUACUAUUGACGAUCUUUACUAUAGUGAUACUUACCCAGGCCUAACUGGAACUAAAUUACCAUACUCAAGACAUCCCAUUACAAUUGCUAUGAGGCAUGAAGUUACAGAGGUGAGAUCUAAGGCUAAGGGUACAGAUAUAAUGGUGGCAUCAAUGUGAUCAUCAUCACAUUCCAUCAGAUCAGUAUCUGGGGUCAGUGGUCUGUCAUGUUCUCUUAAAAUUUUAUCAUACUUAUGUCUUUAAAAGGGCAUUUCAGAACUUUUCUCCAAAACAUAUUUUUCCAGUUUUUUCCAGUGUUUGUUUUUAUUUGUGAAAUAUGUGCUUCUGAGCUAAGAUAUAGUGAAAUGGUCCCUCCCGUAAACUUCAUCAGGACAUCAGAGACUGGCCUUUACUUUAGGCCGUAAAUAUCAAACCUUUUUUAUUUGUGAUAACGCACAUUUCUGCUAGCUCCUCUAGAAGAUUUUGAAUAGUAUGUUAGUUCUAAUUGAACACUGAUGUUACAUCUGAACAUUUUGUGGCUGUUCUAGAUUAAACACGGACAUUUAAAGCUUGUACUCUGAAGAUUGUACUGAAAAUGAACAGCUAUAUGUGUAUGUAAUGUUUUAUAGAAAUUCUAUCACCCGUAGUGAUUUGUAAGACUGAGGGUUAUUCACACUCUUGAACACAUUGGUAGGAAUAGCCAGUGAGGUACCUAAACUUCCAGAAUAACUGGACUGGUGUGUUUUUAUCAUCAAAAUAGAAGAGCAUUUUGGGUUGUAUGUGCCUAGAUAGACCAUGGAAAACUACUCGUAAUUGGACAGUUUUUUAAUCUAAAUACUUUUGUGAUUUCAUGUAAUCAUGAAGAAACAACCAACAAUAAUCUUUAUCAUUCUGUUAAAUACAAAUUGAGCAAAAUUGCAGGCUUGUAUUUUUUAGUUUCAAGAAGAUAUUGUGGAUCAUAUGUAGACAGAUAUUAAGAAAUGGUUGGUUAGAAGACAUACAAGAAGGUGGGUGGAUGACACUGUAUUUUGGAUUGGGGUCAGAAUGUCAAGUGUGAUAAAAAAUGGAUCAUCAUCAUCAGGUCUUUUCUUAAGGGGUGGAUGUUCUUCAGUUUGGCCAGCUCACAAUGCUGUCUCUCAGGCACUUUCACCCCGCAAACAACCGAUUUCAUGCCUUACACCUGUGUCGUUUAAACAGCAAUGAUGCUUGUGAAUAUAUCUGAGAUGAUGGAUGUGGCGGUCUGGAAGUGAGGUGAGUUCAGGUAAAUUUUUGGUGUAUUGCUAUCUUGGCAACGUAUAACACAGGUGCACAACUGUGUGAUUAGAACCACCAGAAAUUCAUUGCUAUCUUGGCUACAACACACAUACCUCCCUGUUACACACCCAACUUUUACAUCAACAGUACACAGAAUACAGAAUAAAAUAACAUUGCUGUUCACGUAAA
Messenger RNA from Astyanax mexicanus (Mexican tetra), 5094 nucleotides. RefSeq names its product protein phosphatase 1, regulatory subunit 9Bb (gene ppp1r9bb). Gene Ontology annotation, biological process: actin filament organization; calcium-mediated signaling; neuron projection development. The transcript has 10 exons. The record is from RefSeq and is a predicted model, not a curated record. Gene Ontology annotation, cellular component: postsynaptic density; cytoplasm; dendrite. Gene Ontology annotation, molecular function: actin filament binding. Bases 175 to 2412 code for a protein of 745 amino acids. NCBI's taxonomy places the organism in Eukaryota, Metazoa, Chordata, Actinopteri, Characiformes, Acestrorhamphidae.